AUGGCGGACAGAGUCCUAGCGACAAAACAACAAGGCCUUGACACAGACGCCUUGUCCCCGAGAGACGUCAACGUCCAGAUCCCCAGCCGACCUGUCGUCGAUCCUGCCAAAAUAAAAGCCACGCUGGCGGCCAAAACAGUUUCCAAGGACAAGGACCACCCUCCUCCUCCGCCCCCCAUCAUCUACGAGCCGCCGAGCAAUGAUCGCCGAGAUGGCGCUUCGUACCAGGUGGGCAAGAUGUUGGGCAAGGGAGGCUUCGCCGUGUGCUACGAAGGCGUGCUGCAAGGCACAAGGAGGCGCUAUGCCCUGAAGAUUGUGAAGAGCAAGAUGCAGCCCAAGAUGGAGCAGAAGUUCCAAACUGAACUUCAGAUUCACUCCAAGAUGAAGCAUCAGAACCUUGUACAAUUUCUGAGAGCAUUCUCCAUGGAAAAAUGCACAUAUCUGAUCCUAGAACUGUGCCCAAACGGUUCUCUCAUGGACAUGGUCAAACGCCGAAAGGGACUCACGGAACCUGAAGUCCGUUUUUACUCGGUACAGAUCGCCGGCGCCAUCAAAUACAUGCAUGCCAAGGGUAUCAUCCAUCGUGACUUGAAAAUGGGAAAUAUCUUCCUUGAUAGACACAUGAAUGCCAAGAUUGGUGAUUUCGGUCUGGCAGCCCUGCUCGUCACAGGUAGGGACAUGCAGACAAUCAGACGCACUACUCUCUGUGGUACGCCAAAUUACAUUGCACCCGAGAUUUUGGAAAAGGGCAAGAAGGGUCAUGACCACAUGGUCGACAUCUGGAGCUUAGGCAUUAUAAUGUUCGCAAUGUUCACUUCAAAGCCCCCUUUCCAGUCGUCGACAACAGACGAGAUCUAUCGACGAGCAAGAAAUCGAGACUAUGAGUGGCCCAGCACUGAAGGCACCAACAGAUAUAUCAGCCAGGAAUUCAAGGAGAUUGUCGCAACGAUGCUGGUGGAAGCCGAUCAGCGACCAGAGCCCGACAUCAUUGUCCAGCACGAUUUCUUCAUUUCAGGUCAUGUUCCUCUUCCAGCUGAGAUCACCACAAAGCUUAGGGACUAUCCUCCCGAGAGCGACGCAUUCUACCAGAUUGACCAGUCGACAGCACAGAUUGCGCGAAACAUGCGCCACUUGCAGAAGCUGUGCCAGGAAUGUGAAGUCGGGCCAUGGAAUGAUACGCAAAAAGUGUACACAAGCACGUGGAGAGAGGUCGCCUUGGAAGAAAAAGCUGGCUUGACACCCAUCAUUCCGCUGGCCGAGGGAAUCGUGUACAGGCCAUUCGAAGACGUGAGCAGAGAACAGGCGCUUGAUCAAGUGUCGCUCCUGUCUACUUCACGAACUAACUCCGAGGACGACUUGGUCUCGACACAGGCUGGCCAAACAGCACCAAGGGGUUUAUUAAGAGAGCCUCCCCAAAGCUUUGCAGCACAGCAGCGAGCACAAGGCCGACCUAAACCUGCUACACUGUCCCGCGCCCAGACACUCGCUGAUAUGGAAUCACUGCCAACUGCCAGUGGGACUAUACGCUCUCGAACCAAACGGGAACUCGUGCGGAGCAACACUGAGGAUAACAUCCUCGCAAUGCCCGCUGAAUCUGCCCCUGAAGUCAUCAGUCUGCCAAUAAGACCACUUGUUCCCGCUGGACGUCUGCAGCCCACACAGAGCAAGAAGAUGCCCGCUGAGAAGGCCAAGGAAACUGCACCGGCACGUUCGGCGGCCUCGGUGCCAGCUCCAGCCGUGUCAUCGGGUCCCGUGGAGGCCAGCAUGGAGACGCUUUUCGGCCCGUCGGAGCCACAACGCUCAGUUGCCGACACGAAGCCCGAUAUUGUGCUAGACAGGCUACGGCGACUGCAGGCCGAACUGGAGCGAGCACUGAAUGCCCGAACCAUGGCUAUUGUCAGUAAGGCUACGGCAAAGACUCCCUCCACACCACAUAUCGUUGUCAAGUGGGUAGACUACUCCAACAAGUUUGGUCUUGGCUACAUCCUCAACGAUGGUAGUGUUGGCUGUGUCUUAAAGAGCCUUCCUGGCAAAGCACGAGGAGGCAAGACUGUAAAGUUGCCCCCAUCAUGCAUCGUGGUUCGGGACGCCGAAAGCCACUGCCAGAGACGCCACGAUCCAGGCUACCCUGACCGGCAUCAAAUUGUGCCCAUGACUCAGCCAAUCCAGUUCUUUGAAAACAACGGAGAGGCUGGCCUCUCUGCAGUUAACGUGCCCCCCAGGCAGUUCAAGAUUUCCGUCGACGAGGAUGGUACCCCAGGAAAAGUUCCAGUUGGCAAAGAUAUCUACGACUACCGCAAACGAGAGCACCUAAUCCUGUGGAAGAAAUUUGCUAAUUACAUGAUGGCCUAUGGCCGUGACCAAGAGGCUCCAACCGACGAUACAGGCCACAUUCAAAUUCCAACUAGCACAAGCAGUACAGUGGCCCCCAGUGACGUUGUCACAUUCUACCAACGCAUUGGCGAUGUUGGAUGCUGGGUCUUUGCCGAUGGUCACUUGCAAUUCAACUUCCCUGAUCACACCAAAAUUGUGCUGGACCCGACUGGUACAUGGUGUCAUUUCUGGCACCUGCCCCAAGAUGCCGCAAUCAAGCUUGCCCAAACCGGCGAGCUUGACGAGAUGGCCUUGGACGAACGAGCAGUUCUUAGCUACCCCUUGCAGACGCUUCUCAACUUUGCUACCAAGCCUGCUGUCCGCCCUACACGCACUACUCAGAGCUCGCAGGCGCGCAAACGCCCCGAUAUCAGCCCCAUGCUUCAAGGCAUUCCUGCAGCCAAUGACUUCCGACGCAAAGUGGACUUCAUUAAGAAUGUCAUCAAGGAGUGGGUUGCUAAUGAGGGCAUCGGCAAUAGCGAUAUGAGCCGUGGUAAACGCAUGAUGUGGACGGGCUACCGCGAGACGGUCGUGGCUGGCCCCAGCAAGCACGUUUGGGUGACCAUUGGCGCCAGAUGGGGCGACGAGCGUUUCAGUGCCAUGGUUGAUCCAAAGAACCCUCACGAGCUCGGUGAUGAUGUCGAAGAAAGGAAGAAAGCUGCUGCUGCAUAA
Molecule: messenger RNA, 3045 nt
Organism: Pestalotiopsis fici W106-1
Lineage: Eukaryota; Fungi; Ascomycota; Sordariomycetes; Amphisphaeriales; Sporocadaceae
Exons: 3
Coding region: 1-3045 (1014 amino acids)
Biological process (GO): protein phosphorylation; regulation of cytokinesis; regulation of protein localization to mitotic spindle pole body
Cellular component (GO): centrosome; spindle pole body; cytoplasm
Molecular function (GO): protein kinase activity; ATP binding; protein binding
Source: RefSeq, a predicted model, not a curated record